AUGAAGGUGUUAGUGUUAUUCAUGUGUGCAGUGGCUAGUAUUACGGCAAGCAAAGUGGUGGCAUGGCCAGGUGCUAUUCCACUUACAGCGCAAGUGAAAACAAUCCUUCCUGCCCAAAUAAAAGGUUUCGGAUAUUCCACAAGUCAAUAUAUAAAUGCAAUACCAUCCACGCCGUUUGGAUAUCAACCGCAAUUUAGUUAUCAAAUUUCAUUACCGAAUUAUCAACCCAUCCAGCCAGUAGUGGGAGCAUACUUCCCUUCGAAUAAUUUCCUAUAUCCAUCUCUACCCGGCACUCCGGCUGCUCCUGGUUUUCCUAUUUUACCCGCUGCUCCAAUUUCACCAAUUUCUACCGUUCAAUCUCCGCAAAACCCACCAGCUGCACCAGCAGAACAACCUGCAGGAGAUGAAGACUCAGCAGUUAUUGAAUCAGCGGAUUUCAUUUCUAGUCAACAGGAACCUCAAUCUUCUCAACCACAAUCACCUCAAUCUUCUUUAGAUACAAAAAAUAUGCCUGGUUUUCCCCAAAUUCCUCAAGUGUCUCAACAAAUCCCAUCUCAACUCCCAUUUCCUCAAUUCCCACAGGGAUCUCCACAGAAUCCAUCACUUCCUCAGUUCCCCCAGGGGGCUCAACAAAAUCCAUCACUUCCUCAGUUCCCCCAGGAUCCUCAACAAAAUCUAUCACUUCCUCAGGUCCCCCAGGGAUCUCAACAGAGUCCAUCACCUCAGUUCCCCCAAGGAGCUCAACAGAGUCCAUCAAUUACUCAGUUCCCCCAAGGAACUCAACAGAAUCCAUCAAUCCCUCAGUUUCCCCAGGGAUCUCAACAGAUUCCAUCCCUUCCUCAGUUUCCACAAGGAAUCCAAUUCAAUCCAUCAUUUCCUCAAUUCCCACAAGGGUCUCAACAAAUUCCAUCAUUUCCUCAGUUCCCCCAGGGAUCUCUACCGAAUCCAUUAUUCCCUCAAUUCCCUCCAGGAUCCCAAUUCAAUCCGUCAUUUGGUCAAUUUCCUCAGGCAUCACAACAAUACCCAGGGUUUCCACAAAUUCCACAAUAUCAACAGCCUGGUUUAAAUCUACAACAACCACAAAUACCAGCAAGUGGAUCUUUUCCUCAAUCUCCCUUUCCUUCAGCUGAUAAUGCUAACAAAGGUUUAAAUGAUGAAGACACCAUAUCUGUAGAAUCUGCA
This is a messenger RNA of Brenthis ino (lesser marbled fritillary), 1182 nucleotides long. The record is from the annotation of a GenBank genome assembly. Lineage: Eukaryota; Metazoa; Arthropoda; Insecta; Lepidoptera; Nymphalidae.